Molecule: messenger RNA, 2784 nt
Organism: Thlaspi arvense
Lineage: Eukaryota; Viridiplantae; Streptophyta; Magnoliopsida; Brassicales; Brassicaceae
Source: the annotation of a GenBank genome assembly
AUGUGCAUUGUAGUGUGCUCUCGCCUCUUGCUUGCUUCGUCUGUAGCGAAAAUGUUGCUUCCUCUGUAUCACCAGCAACCACCAUUAUUACCUCCCAAAACCUUUCCCGAUCGAAUUUUCCCGCCAUUCCUGGUUCCUACAACCUUAAUUUCGCGAUGCAAUGUUCGUCGAGCGAACUUCUUCGUCCAUAGUUCUGCCUCCGAUCGAAAGACUCUUCCCCAAUCCGCCAUCCAGAGAAUCGCUGAGAAACUCCGCAGCCUUGGGUUCGUGGAAGAGAAUCGUGAUUCUCCGACUACGAAAAUCACGGGGGAAGAAUCUGGUAGAAGUUCCCCCGGUGAGAUAUUCGUUCCUCUGCCAAACCAGCUCCCGAUCCACCGGGUCGGGCACACAAUUGACACAAGCUGGAGCACGCCCAGUUACCCGGUUCCGAGGCCAGGUUCGGGCACUGCCAUUUCCAGGUAUCAUGAGUUGAAGAGAGUGUGGAAGAAGGAAAAGGAGUUAGAGAGGAAGAAUGAGGAGAAGGUUCCGUCGCUGGCGGAAUUGACUUUGCCGCCAGCGGAGCUGAGGCGGUUGAGGUCGGCUGGCAUUAGGUUGACGAAGAAGCUUAAGAUUGGCAAAGCCGGUGUUACUGAAGGGAUCGUUAAUGGGAUUCACGAGAGAUGGAGGACAACGGAGGUUGUGAAGAUUUUCUGCGAGGAUAUUUCCAGAAUGAACAUGAAACGGACCCAUGACGUCUUGGAGACGAAAACUGGAGGAUUGGUCAUUUGGAGAUCUGGAAGCAAAAUUUUGUUGUAUAGAGGGUACCCUUAUUUCGUAUCUGAUGGGAAUUUGACACAUGAUUCUUCUGUGGAAACUGCUUCAGUGGCAUCAUCUAUUAACGAGGAAGUGGCUGAUACUAGAGAGAAACAGAGUAGUACAGAAUCUCUUGCCCGGAGUAUUACUAGUAAAAUGAUUAAACCUUUGUUGAUACAAGGUGUUGGUUCUCCGGAUAAGGUUCGGUUUCAAUUACCUGGUGAAGUUCAGCUAGUGGAAGAAGCAGACCGUUUGCUGGAAGGAUUGGGUCCAAGAUUCACUGACUGGUGGGCAUAUGAUCCUCUUCCAGUAGAUGGCGAUCUUCUGCCAGCGGUAGUAUCUGAGUACAGGAGACCAUUUCGUCUUCUUCCAUUCGGCGUGAGCCCAAAACUCACUGAUGAUGAAAUGACCACUUUAAGAAGACUUGGUAGACCACUACCUUGUCAUUUCGCUUUAGUUGUCAAGCUUUGGGAGAAAUGUGAGCUUGUCAAGAUAGCAGUGAAGAGAGGAGUGCAGAACACUAAUAGCGAACUGAUGGCAGAAGAGUUAAAGUGGUUGACUGGAGGGACUCUGAUAUCUCGGGAUAAAGAUUUUAUUGUCCUGUACCGAGGAAAAGAUUUCCUACCAUCUGCAGUUUCUUCUGCAAUACAAGAGAGGAGACGGCAAACAAUGAUCAUGGAGAAAUCAAGCGUGCAUGGUAAUAAGCUGACUGCUACACACGACUCUGAACUAGAAGCUGAGUAUAAAAAGGAUCAUAUACAAACCCAGCAAAUGAAACCAAGACAGCGGAAAUCUCCUGAGGCAAUCCUCGAAAGAACUAGCAUCAAGUUGUCCAUGGCGUUAGAAAAGAAAGCGAAUGCAGAAAAAAUACUGGCAGAGCUGGAGAAUAGGGAGAGUCCUCAACAGUCGGAUAUCGACAAGGAGGGGAUUACUGUUGACGAAAAACGAGGGGUCUUUGAUGGAACAAUAGAGAACAUGCAUCUUCACUGGAAGUAUAGGGAACUUGUGAAGAUUAUCUGUAAUGAACAGAGCAGUGAAGCUGCACACGAAGUAGCAGAAAUCUUGGAAGCAGAGAGUGGUGGCAUACUAGUUGCUGUCGAGAUGGUGAGUAAGGGCUAUGCAAUUAUUGUAUACCGUGGAAAGAAUUACGAGCGGCCGACAUGUCUACGACCUCAAACACUUCUCAGUAAGAGAGAAGCACUAAAACGAUCUGUGGAGGCACAACGUCGAAAGUCAUUAAAGCUGCAUGUGCUGAAACUUUCAAACAACAUUGAUGAAUUGAACCGUCAGUUGGUUGGGGACAGUGCGACCAAUGAAACGUGGUCAGAUGGGGAAUCAAGUAACGGAAUGGUCCAGGAAGAAACAUCAAAUCAGCAAAUUGGGCCCGAGAAACUAAGAGAAAAAGUUGAUGAACUAGGCUGUUCUUCUGACUCAACAGUUCCUUCCUCUGAUGUAGAGAACUGGGAGGAUGACAGCAAAGAUGAAGUAAACCGAUAUACUACGAGCAGUCUCGAAGAUGAAACUGGCUCUGGCUCUGGCUCUGGCUCUGUAGUUGCAGAGACCCGUUUUGCCAAGGCUUCUUCAUUUCAUGAUAGAUCCAUGCCGCGCAACAGCGUACUGAAUGCUGAGCGAAAAGUACCAAGUGGAAAAGAAGUGGGAUCAUCAACCGGAAGUGGCUCACGAAACUCAGGUCUGACAGAGAGCAGAAGCGAAAAUGAUGGGGUGGUGACAGAUCUGUCCAAUAGAGAAAGGCUCAUUCUGAGAAAACAAGCCCUUAAGAUGAAGAAGCGCCCACCCUUUGCAGUAGGAAGAAGCAACGUUGUAACCGGUAUAGCUAGAACACUGAAGAUGCAUUUUCAGAGAAACCCUCUAGCAAUCGUAAACGUCAAAGGGAGGGCCAAGGGAACAUCCGUCCAAGAAGUCAUCGCAAAGCUCAAGGUGGACACUACAAGAAGAAACAGGAGCUCUUCUGGUGUCGCAGGAGCCAAGUAA